AAUAGAUUUAGAGAGAGAGAGUCUUUGAGGGAUUUCCUCUCUCUCUCUCUCUCUCUCUCUAUAUCAGUCUCUGUGGAUGGACUUCCUUUCUUCAUCUUGAAACAACCUAGAGAGAGAGGAUAACACAAAAAUAAAAAGGGGAAAUAAAAAACUUUGUCAUCAAUGGCCUCUUUUGACAAAUCAUUCCCACAAAACCUCGUUUGAUUAUAUAUAUACACACAUACCAUUUGCACAAUUCCCCGUAAAAAUUUAACCAAAUUUCAGUUCAUUUGUUUCUGCUGGUCUUUUUCAGGUAGAGAGAGAGAGAGAGAGAGAGACAGAGGAGAGAAAACAGAGAUUUGUAACACAAGGCACAUUCAUAUUAAUGGUGGUUCGUAAAAGGAUACGCUGUUGCCUUUGCAUUCUCUGGGUCUGCCUCUUGACCUCUCUCUCUCGCCAAUCAAGAGCUUCUUCUUCUUCACCAUCAUCAUCAACACCAGCUUUCUUCAACCUCUCCCUCCCUCACCAGCACCCUUUCCCUGACGAUGUCGCUCUUGAUGUUCAAAGAAAACUCAACAAGUCUAUCUCGAGAAGACUUCUCCUCACAGACCCACAAUACGGCCAGUCUCCACCUUCAGUGACUCCCUCGUGCCUCACCGGAAACCCAAUCGACGACUGUUGGCGAUGCGAUCCUAAUUGGUCCGCGACUCGCAUGCGACUCGCCGACUGCUCCAUCGGAUUCGGCCGAGGAACACUCGGCGGCAAAGGCGGUCGAUUCUACGUCGUCACCGAUUCAUCCGACCGCGACGCCGCCAACCCAGUCCCCGGCACACUCCGACACGCCGUGAUCCAACCGGAGCCUCUCUGGAUCAUCUUCUCCGGCAACAUGCUCAUCAAACUCAGACACGAACUCAUCGUCUCCAGCUACAAGACAAUCGAUGGCCGCGGAGCCAACAUCCACAUCACGGGCCAUGGAUGCAUAACGAUCCAGCAGGUGUCUCAUGUCAUCAUCCACAAUGUCCAUAUCCACCACUGCAAACCCUCCGGCAACACAUUGAUCGCUUCCUCGCCGACACACGUCGGAUUCCGAGGAGUCUCCGACGGAGACGGCGUCUCGAUCUCGGCGUCGCAUCACAUCUGGAUUGACCAUUGUUCACUUGGGUACUGCACGGACGGGCUCAUCGACGCCAUCCUCGGUUCCACCGCCAUCACAAUCUCCAACAGUUACUUCUCUCACCACGACGAGGUCAUGCUCUUGGGGCACGACGACCGGUACUUGCCGGAUUCGGGAAUGCAGGUGACUAUAGCGUUCAACCAUUUCGGGGAGGCAUUGGUACAGCGGAUGCCGCGGUGCAGGCACGGCUACAUCCACGUGGUGAACAACGAUUUCACGGCGUGGGAAAUGUAUGCUAUCGGCGGCAGCGCAAACCCUACCAUUAAUAGUCAGGGUAAUCGCUAUACGGCCCCGGCCGAUCCUAAUGCCAAGGAGGUGACGAAGCGGGUGGACACGGACGAGAGAAAGUGGUCGGGAUGGAACUGGAGGACGGAGGGAGACAUGAUGGUGGACGGCGCGUUUUUCGUGCCGUCGGGGGAUGGUCUGGCCAACCAGUACGCCCGAGCCACUAGCCUCCACCCCCAGGCCGCCGCUCUCAUCGACCAACUCACCUUCAACGCCGGCGUCUUCGGCGAUCCCAGUGGGAGAAACGGCCAAGGUGUGGCAGUUCCCGGUUACACCGGCGAUGGAGGUACCGCAACCACCGGACGCAGCAAAGGCGGUCUCGGUGGCGGCGGUGGCGGCGGAGACAGCGACAGCGAUCCUUUCUCGAUGAUUUUCGGGAUCGGUGCAUCGUCACGACAUACUUCGAGUUCAAACCACUUGUUAUCGAAUCUUAUUAUUACUGUCAUAGUUUUGUAUGUUUUACACCAAGCAAGAUGAUGAUUUCAAUCUUGCUCAAGUGGGUACAAAGGAACCCGACAAAAAAGCGAAGAGAAUAUAGAGUCUCUAUAUAUAAUACAUAUAUAUAUAUACACACAUACACACAUCUUCAAGUUGUAGAAUGUAUCUUUGUUUGAUGGGUAGCAGCUUUUGGUCCAUGUUCACAGUUGGAGGAA
Molecule: messenger RNA, 2091 nt
Organism: Tarenaya hassleriana
Lineage: Eukaryota; Viridiplantae; Streptophyta; Magnoliopsida; Brassicales; Cleomaceae
Product: probable pectate lyase 13
Exons: 5
Coding region: 365-1915 (516 amino acids)
Molecular function (GO): pectate lyase activity
Source: RefSeq, a predicted model, not a curated record